Messenger RNA from Psylliodes chrysocephalus, 516 nucleotides. The record is from the annotation of a GenBank genome assembly. Lineage: Eukaryota; Metazoa; Arthropoda; Insecta; Coleoptera; Chrysomelidae.
CUCAAAUAAAUUAUUGUAUUAGUUUUGCUAAGAAAUAAUCAUGAAGUACGGUUGUAUUAUCUUCUUCUGCUUUCUAGCAGUGACAUUCGCCAACGACACAAAGGAAGAGAUCAAGAAAAGUCACGAAUCUUGCCAAAACGACCCAGCCACUAAGCUCAAAGACGACACCCUUGACAAUCUCAGAAAAGGUAAACCAGUAGAUGAUCCCAAUCUUCCCAAACACACCCUCUGUAUGAACGUUGUACUUGGAAUCCAAAAAGAAAAUGGUGAUAUAGACAAAGACGCACUUAAAAAAGAUCUUGAAAAAGAAAUAAACGAUGCUAAUAAAGUCAGCAAGAUCUUAGAUGCUUGUGGAACAAGAGCAGCUGGCAACACGGCUACGGAAGCUGCUACAGCUUUGUCCAUAUGCCUUCACAAGCAUUUGGGCCAUGAAGGACACCACGAUCAUCAUGAUUCCCACGACCAACAUCAUCAUUAGUUUAUUGUAAUAAGAUAUAAAUAAACCCUAUUUUUAAG